Molecule: messenger RNA, 3697 nt
Organism: Thlaspi arvense
Lineage: Eukaryota; Viridiplantae; Streptophyta; Magnoliopsida; Brassicales; Brassicaceae
Source: the annotation of a GenBank genome assembly
CGACAACGUGAGAGAGAGAGAAGAAAAAGAAAAUAUUAAAAGAAAAGAAAGAAAAGGAAAAGGAAAACAGUCGGCGCAAUCCGCCGACCAAUCAUCACGGUCGUUUUCUCUUCUUCGCCAACCAAUAAUAAUCACUUAUUCUUUCUCUCAUAAGAUCUCUUCUUCUUCUUCUCAUCGUCGAAAUUUGUUCCGUCCUUUUUUUCUUUUUCUUUGAUUUGUUUUUUUUCAUUUUUAAGGUUGGGACGAGUUUUUGUGUGUUCUUCCGUUGGUUUUUUUUAUCUGAUCGGAAGAUACCAAAAGGAAUUUAGCUUCCUAGAAUUUCCAUUAGAGUUUAUACUUUGAAAUCCAACGAUGAGUGCUUCGGCGGAACAAUCAGUUAAUUUUGGUGAAAGAAUCGAAAACGGUGACAAGGAUAAGAAGAAGAAGCGCAGAGCUAGUCGUCGAUCUAAGAACAGCUCAGGUUGUGCAAUCGAAGACAUUAAUGCAGAGGCAUCGGAUGGUAAACCCAGUGGGAGUAGAGCAAAAGAUUGUGGCUUUUCCUCACGUUGUACUUCAUCGAAGCAGCAGAGACCAGGCUUGGAUAAUGAUCCCAGUGAGUUAACGAGAGCGUCCAAUGUUGCCUUCGUUUCAAUGCCGCCUCUGCGUUUCGAGAGUCCUGGAAGUCCGCUGGUCCAUUCUGCUGAAGUUAUUAAACAAUUGUUGUCCAAGUCUUGCCCUGAACCUAGGGAUUGUGAGCAGUCUCCUAGAAUGGAGCGUGACUUGUUCCAGCAAAUUGAUGGUUCCUCACAGCGAAAGAUCUUCUCUUCACACUGGUCUCUCGAUGCUGUGAACCAGGCUUUGGAGAAGGGUGAAGCUUUUAAGGCACUGUUUCGGGUGAAUGCUCAUAACCGCAGUGAGGCUUACUGUAAGAUCGAUGGAGUCCCUACCGAUAUUCUAAUCAGUGGAAAUGUUGGCCAAAAUAGAGCAGUGGAAGGAGAUGUUGUUGCUAUUAAACUUGAUCCGCUUUCACUGUGGCCCAAGAUGAAAGGAUUUGUUAUGGAAAGUGUUGCCAAGCCUGAAGAAACGAACAGUCCCCCUGAAAAAGAUAAGAUAGUUAGCCGUUUAGGAAGAGACGAGAUAAAUGCUCGACAGAAGAAUGCUGUGGUGGUAGGUUUUGAAGAUGGGUUCUCAACAUACAAAUCUUCAGGCAGGGGACAAGGAGCUAAGAACUGUGUCAGCCGGAGUUCUAUGGAUUCAUGUUUGGGUUCUUGUAGUGAGCAGAAAGGAAAUGGCAGUGCGGUUGAGAAGCUAUGCGCCAUCCUUAGUUCCAUCCCCAACAAACGACCCACUGGACAUGUAGUCGCUGUUGUUGAAAAAUCACUUGUGAGAGAUUCUAUUGUUGGCUUGCUGGAUGUGAAGGGAUGGAUUCAUCACAAGGAAGGUAAUGCAAAAACGACCAAGUCUGCUUUGUCUCUGUGUGAUGAUGAAUACGUCCAGCUGAUGCCUGCAGACCCUAGGUUUCCUAAAUUGGUUGUUCCCUUCCAUGUCUUACCUGGAAGCAUUAGAGCAAGACUUGAGAAUAUGGAUCCAACUCUCGAGGCAGAGCUGGUUGCUGCCCAAAUCGUGGACUGGGGCGAAGGGAGUCCAUUUCCCCUAGCUCAUAUUACACAUAUGUUUGGCCGUGGCAGUGAACUGGAGCCCCAGAUCAAUGCGAUAUUGUAUCAGAACUCGGUUUGCGAUUCUGACUUUUCUCCUGGCUCGCUUGCUAGCCUUCCAAGUGUUCCGUGGGAAGUACCAGAAGGAGAGGUUCAACGUAGAAAAGAUCUGAGGAACUUGUGUGUAUUCACCAUCGACCCCUCGACGGCGACAGACCUCGAUGAUGCUCUAUCAGUGCAAAGUUUACCCGGCGGUUUUUUUAGAGUCGGUGUUCACAUUGCUGAUGUCUCCUACUUUGUUUUACCAGACACUGCUCUUGACAACGAAGCUCAGUUUAGGUCGACAAGUGUUUACAUGCCGCAGAGAAAAGUACCGAUGUUACCUCCAAUAUUGUCGGAGAACGUAGGUUCACUGAAUCCAGGAGCUGAUAGGCUUGCUUUUUCUAUCUUCUGGGAUCUAAAUAGAGAAGGGGGUGUGACAGAUCGCUGGAUUGGUCGUACUGUUAUACGGUCGUGCUGCAAGCUUUCAUAUGACCAUGCUCAAGACAUUAUAGAUGGGAAGAAUGAUGUCGCAGCGAAUGGCUGGCCUGCGUUGCACGGACCUUUCGAGUGGACUGACAUAAUUCGAUCUGUCAAGCAGCUUUGUGAGAUUUCCACCACGUUAAGGCAGAAAAGGUUUAGAAAUGGGGCUUUGCAGCUGGAGAAUUCGAAGCCUAUUUUUCUCUUUGACGAACGUGGAGUUCCGUAUGAUUUUGUGUUGUGCUGUAGAAAGGCUUCAAAUCUUCUUGUUGAGGAGUUUAUGCUUUUGGCAAAUAUGACAGCGGCUGAGCUUGCAUCUUACUUCUGCACUGGGAAUUUGAAGGACAAUGUUGCUGAGUGGGGACACUAUGCGCUAGCUGCUCCUCUGUAUACUCACUUUACAUCUCCUCUUCGACGGUACCCGGACAUAGUUGUUCACCGUGCGGUAGCGGCUGCUCUUGAAGCUGAGGAGCUGUUCUUAAAGCAGAAGCAAAAAUCCAUUGGUGAAGUGAGAAGCUGCUUUACUGGCAUUCAUUUUGAUAAAAAUGCUGCAGAAUCUCUGGAGGGCAAGGAAGCACUAUCGGUCGCUGGUUUGAAACAUGGUGUUCCCUCCACCGAAAUACUCUCUGAAAUCGCUGCUUAUUGCAAUGAGAGGAAGAUGGCGGCUAGAAAAGUCAAAGAUGCAUGUGAUAAGCUCUACACUUGGUGUGUUUUUCCAUGCGAAGCAAGAGUAAUGAACUUAGGAUCAAGAUUUAUGACUGUUUACAUUAGCAAGCUCGGGAUUGAAAGGAGAAUAUACUAUGACCAAACUGAAGGCUUGUGUGCAGACUGGCUAGAGGCAACAUCAACCUUAAUCCUUGAUAAACUCUAUUUCAAAAGAGGUGGAAGAGGCUACUUCAAGCCCUUGAAAGAGGUUGCUUAUCUGGUGAGUCCUUGUGACCUGUGUGUCGCUAAAUGCAACGCAAUGUCUGUCAACGACACGGAGCCAAAAGGCGAGGUUGCUCCUGCGGUUUUUCCUUUGACGGUCCAGCUUUUCUCGACCAUUCCUGUGGUUCUUCACGCUGUUGGUGGAGAUGACGGUCCGCUCGAUAUAGGAGCGAGACUCUACAUGGCUUCAUAUCAUAAUAGAUGAUGAUUGGAGCAAAAGAGAUAUCUUGAAGAUGCAGAUAUUUAGUAGCAACUGUUGUAUAUUUUUCACACUACAGUUGCUGGAAAUAGAAAAAUCAUGUCUGACGAGAAUAGACAGACCAAUGUGGGAGACUUGCCGUUGUUUUUUUUUGGUUCGGUUGGGAUCCUCGUUGGUUCGAACUUGUGUUAAAAAAAAAAGAAAUGUGUUUCUACUUCCCUUUAGUUUUCAUAGAUUUCGCUUUGCCCAAUAUGUUUUAGUUUUGGGUUUGGCCGAAAUCAUCAGAAAGCUUUUCACUUGUAUUGUUCCAUUGAGAAAAACAAGUCUCUGGCUAAUGACAGUACAAUAUAAAUGUUUAAAAUUUACUGUGUGUACUGCAAAGGUGAAAACAGAGCACACAGGCACUUGAAUGUGUUUC